UUUCUCCAACGCGCGCGCGCAAGCAAAACAACGACGAAGGCCAGACAACAGCAACAAACACAACCACCGCAACCACCCAUCAUGCCCGCGAUCCGACACUCGUCCAAGAGAAAGCCUCCGCCGGAGGGCUUUGAGGAUAUCGAAAGCGAUCUGCUUGUGUUUGCAAACAAGAUGAAGGAUGCGCAGAACAAACCCCCGCCAGCAGGACCCAGGCAUCAGGCCCAGUGGGAAAUCUUCCAGAUCUCGCAUCAGCGCAGCCGAUACGUCUACGAGUUAUACUACGAGAAGGAGGCGAUUAGCAAGAAGUUGUACGACUUCCUCCUAAAGAACGGCUACGCGGACGCCAUGUUGAUCGCAAAGUGGAAGAAGCAAGGCUAUGAGAAGCUCUGCUGUUUGCGCUGUAUCCAGACAAAGGAGACAAACUUUAACAGCACUUGUAUCUGCCGAGUCCCACGAGCGGAGAUGAAGGAGGACCAGGACAUCCAGUGCGUCAGCUGUGGCUGCAGAGGUUGCGCAUCGAGCGACUAG
Fusarium falciforme is the source of this 528-nucleotide messenger RNA. RefSeq lists its product as hypothetical. Gene Ontology annotation, biological process: mRNA splicing, via spliceosome. The record is from RefSeq and is a predicted model, not a curated record. NCBI's taxonomy places the organism in Eukaryota, Fungi, Ascomycota, Sordariomycetes, Hypocreales, Nectriaceae. The transcript is spliced from 2 exons. The coding region runs from base 82 to 528 and encodes 148 amino acids. Gene Ontology annotation, cellular component: nucleus; spliceosomal complex.